Molecule: messenger RNA, 1902 nt
Organism: Danio rerio (zebrafish)
Lineage: Eukaryota; Metazoa; Chordata; Actinopteri; Cypriniformes; Danionidae
Source: RefSeq, a predicted model, not a curated record
CCAGUGACCUUCUUGUUGUGAGGCGACAGUGAAUAUAGAUUUUAUAAUUAUGGAAAUGCGUCGAUGUACUGGUCAAUCUUAGUGGGACACCAUGUUCAUAAUUUUUCCUUGGCAUUUUAUUGGCCAGUGAAUAUUUCCUGCUUGUUGUAAAGCCCAUUUCAUAACUGUAAAAAGCGGCAAUUCAAUCAUGAGUUAACGUCAAAACAACUGCCAUAACAUAAUUAUCAAUAUGUGUACCUUUUUGGAUUAUCGGAAGCUAUGGAAAUAAAAAAUGUAGGCUAAAACAGGACAUACGCUAGCUCGGACUAGCCUAUUGUUAUUGUUUACAUCCCGGUUUCGUCACAACGUUAACGGCCGCGCGCUGAUCUGAAUAAGCUCGCAUAUCGAAUGUUCACUAGUUUGUUUUGUUUCUACUUCAUUCAGUGUACGAGUUUUGUUCAAGUUUUCUGAUACUUCGUAUAUUUAUGGAUCAAAAAAUACAAUUUCAACAGCCAAAUCCCGUGACAUGUGAUGCUGAAGACAUGUACAAAUACCCGCAAAAACCACCACCUCAUAGGAUGCCCAAAGGCACGCUGGACAGUGUCAUGGGUGUAGUGGAGAGAAGCGCAGUUUUCACCCGUCAGAGGGACAUCAGGCUGCCACCAAUCCCUGGCAUUAGUCAUCAUCUUGGGCCACCACCCGAGGUCCACCCCAGCCUCGAUGCCCAGACACAGACUGACAUUUAUAAACGAAUGAGAAGAACCAUUAGAGCCACCUUAUCAGAUAAAGCAAAGAAAAUUUUACAAAGUCGCUGUGAACAGCAGAAAAAGAGCAGCAUGGGUGUGAGAAAGAAAGCCACGGUCUCCAGCCGACCAAAGACUGUCAAGCUUCCACCUAGCUCUGCUCCACCAGUCUCUGUUCCACCUGAACCUGUCCCACUUACCCCUGUCCCACCUGGCCCUUCCACAGCUACAGGACUGCCUCCACAUCCAGCAGCUCAGAUGAGCGAGACUGCGGUGGACCGAAGCCUCGACACUGGGAAAGACCUUCCAGUCGUCGAGUCCUCGAAGAAAAAGAGAAACAGACCCCCAAAAGCCUCAAGGAGAGAUGAAGACAUGGGAUUUGAAUUGAUGGUCAUUUCUGAGAUGUGGUGGGAAAUCGCAGACGAAAUCAGGGAAAUUGAGGCUAAAAAGGAAAACAUCGUGAAGAAGGCAAACUGCUUGGAAAAAAGGUUUCAUGCCAGUGUUCGCCUCAUAGCAGAACAGCAGGAGGAAGAAAGGGAUCUUAAGCAAAUAUGGCAGAGUAAAAACAGCGGUUGCCAGAUACCUGUUUGGAGGAUGAAAAAUGAGCAGGUGGCGGAGGCCAUCGCAGAGAUCCACGAAAGCUUCGGUGAGAUCAGCUGUCCGUCUAUUCCGUAUAUAAUGCAAGAAGACAUUGAUCAGUGGUGUUCAGACGCCAGCAGGUUCGUUAGAAACACAAGGCUCCAAAAGACAAUACAGAGUGGCUUUCACCACAUCGAGUACAGUAAAAGGCAGCAGAAAAACGCUGAGAGGCAAGCCCGGCGGAGGCAGAUCCGACAUGAGAUCGCUCUCGCUCCUCCUGUAAAAAUAACUGGAAGAAAGCUGAUCCCACGCAGCCAGCCUCCGAAGGUUGUGGAGAAAGUAGUGAAGGUUAAGGAAGAGAAGAAUUUACUGUAUUUUUUAAACAAUUAACCGGACUGAAUUCUCACGUAUUGAAGAAGAAAAUGCCUCCGUCUUUCAGUGAAGAAUGAGGAAAUCCUCCUCCUCUUCCUUCACUGAACGACCAACUUCCAAAAUCCGAAAAUAGAAAACACAGCAUACACAGCAUGAUGUUUUUGUAAUGUCUUUCAAUUCUAAAGACAUUUUAAUACAAUUAUGUUAAUAAACAUUUCUUUUAAAGGCA